Molecule: messenger RNA, 2235 nt
Organism: Cladophialophora psammophila CBS 110553
Lineage: Eukaryota; Fungi; Ascomycota; Eurotiomycetes; Chaetothyriales; Herpotrichiellaceae
Exons: 1
Coding region: 1-2235 (744 amino acids)
Source: RefSeq, a predicted model, not a curated record
AUGUUGGCAUUUCCUGUGCUCUUCCUCGCACUCUGGCUUCAGUCUUGCUGGGCCCAAAAUUCGUGCCCAGCUGUGACCCAGCAUUUGACUGAUCCACCGUAUGACAACUACUUCUACUCGGACUGUCACAGUGAUUCGCAAGCGGUGGUCACCAGUCCACUCUCAGACUCGAACCUGACUAUAAUCGGUCCUAGACUGAUCAUUGCUUGGCCCGCUGGCAACAGCGGAAUUUGCACCUUCUUCCAGCCUCAGAAUGGCCCCAAUGGAUCGCUGGCCAUAGAGCUCGUCAAUUCCACUGUUGGAUCCCCAUUGGGUCCGGUCUACAGAACGUCUCAGGGCUCGGCAGUUCCAUUUGUUGGUGUCCAGGGAGUCAUCUCGUUCAACACCUCCGCCACCUUGACUAUUUCAAUUUUGGGCAGUAUAAGGACCAUUCGAGACUUCACAGAAGGCCCGAGUCUUCUUCGUCCGGUCAUUCAGGAUGCCAUCAAAGUCACAAAGUCGAAUGGCACUGGGGUGACAUUCUCGCGACUCUGGCUAGACAAUGUCACCACUACCACUUUCACCAUGGUACCAUACGAAAACCUAAGCUCCAAUAUCACAAUCAACCAGCGGAGCAAGACCAUCAGCUUUGGGGCAGGAUUCUAUCUGUUCUCCGCGAGCUUCAAUUAUCCACAACUAACGCAGCUUCCACAAAGCCGAGUCCUGAACGCCGCAUCGCAAAGUCUGAUCACCCAACAGCCGGAUCAAACCACAUCACUUUCGUUUCUCUCCUACACUGAGAAAUUGCUCGCAGGAGCGUGGAGGUUUCUCACCUACUUCGGCCGUGAUAGCAUGAUCAGUGCAUUGCUUCUGGAACCGGUGUUGAGCCAAGGUAAUGGUUCGGCGACAGAAGCCGUGAUUGGGGCGGUUCUUGAACGUCUCAAUCGGAGCGACGGAUCCGUGUGUCACGAAGAGACCAUAGGUGAUUAUGCAACCUACCUGAACUUGCAGGACAACAUCACAAGCACUGCACCAGGUUUUACCUACCCUAUGAUCGAUACAGACUAUUACCUCCCGGUCCUCAUGGCACAAUACUUUAACAGCAGCCCUUCUCGCAUCAGUCCUCUCUUGAGCCGGAAGGCUGGCUCGAUCGAUGUACAGAAUCGCAACCUGACAUAUCGGGACUUGGCGCUCAUUAAUGCAGAGAAAAUCAUGAAUGUCACUGCUGCAUUCGCCCAGAACCAGACCUCGGCCAAUCUUGUCCACCUCAAGUCUGACCAGAUUGUCGGACAAUGGCGGGAUUCUACCUAUGGACUUGGAGGAGGUCGGAUUCCCUUUGACGUCAACACGGCUCUGGUACCUGCAGCCCUGCGAGCCAUAGGUCGAUUAGCGCGUACACCAGGUGUCUUCCCAAACAAUACAAGUGUCAAUACCACCUCAUGGCGCACAUUGGCCGACUCGCGGGCACAAAUUUGGGAAGAAAACACACUCCAGUUCUUCGAGACAAACAUCACGGCGUCGAUCGCCCGUUCUCGCCUCGGUCAGUUCGUGGAUUCAGCUACAUUCUACAACGGACCGACCAACGCCUCGUCGCUACCAUCCUCAGGCAACGUCACGACCUAUUCGAUCGCCUUGAAUGGCUACGACAACUUGUCGUCGGUAAACGUGCAGCACAGCGACAGCAGCUUCCGCGUGUUCUUCGUGAACUCUUCGUCUUCCACCCCCGAAGCCGAAGCGCAGGAAACGCGGUUCAUCAACGCCACAGCAAACAGUUUGAUCCGACCGUUUCCGGCAGGGCUGAUGACACCAAAGAGCAUGAUUGUGGCGAACCCAGCACUUUCAGGCUCAGACGUACUAAUUGCAAACUUCACCAACGCUGCUUACCACGGGUGCGUCAUAUGGUCAUUUCAACUCUCCAUGAUGGCGAAGGGUCUAGAAAGACAGCUUGCGAGGUGCAAUACCAGCACCUCCACGAAUUCGACCUCAACUGCGCCAGCCUGGUGCAGCAUAUCCUCGGUGUACAACAACGUCAUCCGCGCAUACAAUAUGCUCUGGGACAGCAUUGAAGCCAACUCUGCGCAGCUACAGGGCGAAGUGUGGAGCUGGACGUUCAACAACAGUACGGGCAGCUUCGUCACGACGCCGCUGGGUGUGUUGCCACCUCCGCCGGGAGUUGGUGCCGGAACGGAAAGCGACAUUCGACAACUCUGGAGUUUGACCUUUUUGGCCGUGAAGAGAAAUGAGAACUUGCGAUAA